Glarea lozoyensis ATCC 20868 is the source of this 1065-nucleotide messenger RNA. RefSeq lists its product as uncharacterized. Bases 1 to 1065 code for a protein of 354 amino acids. NCBI's taxonomy places the organism in Eukaryota, Fungi, Ascomycota, Leotiomycetes, Helotiales, Helotiaceae. The record is from RefSeq and is a predicted model, not a curated record. Gene Ontology annotation, molecular function: DNA-binding transcription factor activity. The transcript is spliced from 4 exons. Gene Ontology annotation, biological process: regulation of DNA-templated transcription.
AUGUCUCGUCAAAGCUACUCAUACGCCGCGCCGACGGCAACCAGGAAUAUCACCGCCCAUGGGACCAGCAGUGCUUUCAGCAGUUCAGCAAACCCAGAUGAAGAUUGGACGAAGAUUUCAGAUCUCGCUGAGCGUCGAAGAAUCCAAAAUCGCAUUGCUCAACGCAAUUACCGCAAGAAGCUAAAGAGACGUCUUGAAGACCUCGAGAGAAGGGCAGGAUCAUCUUCAGCAUCUCCGCCACAGCAGCACGCCGAACUUCACCACCCAGAACGUCACGAGCAGCAGUGGAGUAAGAGAAGCCCAGAUAUUCUUCACAGACAAACUUCUCCCAGACUUCUCCCAAGCCAGUAUACGCCGCCAAUGCACCACGAUGAUGAGUUGAUCUUUGGAAGCCAAUAUGAUCGAGAGGGUUCGCGGACACCACCACUCUUUGCCUACCAACACUCAUAUCCGGCUCCUGAGGACAUGUCAUAUCCUCCGUAUCCGCAAUCACAGCCAUACCGACCAGUAUCCACAGGCGCUGAAUAUGGUGGAUACAUGGAACCAGUCACUUUACCAUCAUUGAUGCAUUUCCAAGACUCGAUCAAGCGGGAAGACGAUACCAUGGCACCAUUCAACUUGAGCUAUCAAGGUCUCCCAGCAAUCGACAUUCAGAGUUCCCACAGCUACGAAGACUCAAAUCCUCAUGUUAACUCCUCCUCUCUCACACUCAUACGAUCACUCAGCAACCUGCUCCGAAAACGGCUACCAAUACCCAACCACGCCCCUCUCAAUGCCUCCGUCCCCUCGUCUCCUGACGCAGAUAUGACCGCUACGCCACGCACCCAGAAUAAGGGUACCACCACGCCGAAGGCAGCACACACCCGUACCCCGUCCCUCCACCGUGACGUUCACGUAAAGUGGAUACCAUCCCAUCCAGCCCAUCUCGCGCGAACAUUCUUUCGACCGAGAGACGGGCUUGACGACUCCCGACCUGCGCUGUCCUGCCCAGGUAGCCUCAGGGCUCAACAUGAAAUAAAGUGCAUAGAUGUGUGCGAAUCAUGCAGAUCGCACAUCUACUGGUAG